This is a messenger RNA of Drosophila sechellia, 910 nucleotides long. RefSeq names its product syntaxin 8 (gene Syx8). The transcript is spliced from 2 exons. The record is from RefSeq and is a predicted model, not a curated record. Gene Ontology annotation, cellular component: SNARE complex; endomembrane system. Gene Ontology annotation, molecular function: SNARE binding; SNAP receptor activity. NCBI's taxonomy places the organism in Eukaryota, Metazoa, Arthropoda, Insecta, Diptera, Drosophilidae. Bases 89 to 787 code for a protein of 232 amino acids. Gene Ontology annotation, biological process: intracellular protein transport; vesicle fusion.
AGCUGUUGCUCUGCUAUUGUUUUGUUGCUUCGAUUGCUGGAGGCGUAGUUUUCUGUUUUUGAUAAUUACUCGUAGCAAAAGCAGAGAAAUGGCCCUGGUGGAUCACGAUUCCUGGGACAUCGAGUACGAGGGCUGCGAGCGUCUGCGCCAUCAGCUGCUGGUGUACCUCAACCAGCGGCAGCAGCUCAAUCAGAAGACGAGUCAGUUCGUCCAACUGACGAGCAGCAUACAGACGGGAAUUGAACAGCUGUCCAAGGACGUGAAGCACCUCAAGGUGGUGCUGGACAACGCCAUCACCUGGGAGACGAGCACGGAGGAGGAGCUGCAGCAGCGCCGCAUCGACUGGGACAGACUCACUUCGCAGCUGCACGAGAUCCGCGAGAAGUUCGCAAACAGCAGCCGCUCCAAUGUCCCGGCCGCAUCCGUCUCUGCUUGGCAGGAUCAGGAUCUCGGGCCGGGUCACAGCAAUUCCUCGCGGAACACCGCUUUGGAUGUGGAGGCUCUGAAGCAGAAAAAGACCGAGAUGCUGGCGCAGCAGAACGAAGGGCUCGAGGUUCUAUCAGCCACAUUGUCCAGACAGCGCCAAAUGGCCACACAGCUGGGCAACGAGGUGGAGAACCAUAACAAUAUCCUUGACAACUUGGCCAAUGCCAUGGACCGUGUGGAAACGGGUGUGCAGCGAGAAACACAGAGCAUUGGACAGGUUAACCGGCGGGACAGUACCUGCGGGUACUGGCUCGUCAUCAUAGCCUUGUUCGUCGCCAUCAUCGUUGUGAUCUUCGUCUAGCUCCCACGAUCCAUUCCAGUUGUUAUACUACUUUAUACAAUGACCUGCGUGGAAUGUCUAUCUGUCGUUAACCCAAAGUUUGAUUAUUUAUGUAUACACCAAUUAAAGUAGGAUUUAUAAGUA